Molecule: messenger RNA, 615 nt
Organism: Dacryopinax primogenitus
Lineage: Eukaryota; Fungi; Basidiomycota; Dacrymycetes; Dacrymycetales; Dacrymycetaceae
Product: LmbE-like protein
Exons: 2
Biological process (GO): GPI anchor biosynthetic process
Cellular component (GO): endoplasmic reticulum
Molecular function (GO): N-acetylglucosaminylphosphatidylinositol deacetylase activity
Source: RefSeq, a predicted model, not a curated record
GCCCUCCUCCUAACCGCACAUCCGGACGACGAGUCCAUGUUCUUCGCUCCUACGCUGCUUUCGCUCAUCACAGCCGGAUGGGAAGUGUGGAUCUUGUGUUUGAGUGUGGGGGAUGCGCAGGGGCUGGGAGAGGUGCGCAGAGCUGAGAUAGGAGAUGCAGCGGAGGAGUUGGGAAUAGGGCGAGGGAGAGUAAACGUGCUGCAUGACACUCGUUUGCCAGACUCGAUGUCCGUCUCCUGGUCCUCCGAUGUCAUCCUAGAGCACCUGAACGCCUUCCUCCACGAGCACGACAACGUCACCCUCCUGCUGACGUUCGACACACUCGGCGUAUCGGGACACGUCAACCACGCAUCCCUUCCUCUCGCACUGCACUCCGCCCUCCCACCAGCAUAUACGCUACUCUCCUCCCCCCUGUGGAACAAAUACACCUCCCUUAUCUCCUACUUCCUCCCCCUCCACCCCACCCCUUCCGCCCGGUACUCGCUCUUCCCCUCCGAGUACGUGAAGGCCCUGCGGGUAAUGAGGAAGCACAAGUCGCAGAUGGUGUGGUUCAGAUGGUUAUGGAUUACUUUCUCAAGAUACAUGUGGGUGAACGAGUUCCUUCCCCUUUCUCCC